Neopsephotus bourkii (Bourke's parrot) is the source of this 5524-nucleotide messenger RNA. RefSeq names its product ephrin B1 (gene EFNB1). Gene Ontology annotation, cellular component: plasma membrane. Gene Ontology annotation, molecular function: ephrin receptor binding. The transcript is spliced from 5 exons. The coding region runs from base 138 to 1142 and encodes 334 amino acids. The record is from RefSeq and is a predicted model, not a curated record. Gene Ontology annotation, biological process: axon guidance; ephrin receptor signaling pathway. NCBI's taxonomy places the organism in Eukaryota, Metazoa, Chordata, Aves, Psittaciformes, Psittacidae.
GCUCGUCGCGGCGGGCGGCGCCGCUGUGCGGGAGGAGACGGCGGCGGCGUCGGCGGCGGCGGGGCGGGAGACGGAGGAGGGCGGCGGGGAAGCGGCAUGGGCGCCUGACGCCCGUCCCGUCCCGCCGCCGAGGGACGAUGGCGCGGCCCUGCGGCGGGCGGUGGCUGCUGGGCGUCCUCCUCGCCCUGUGCCGCUUGGCCGCGCCGCUCGCCAAGAGCCUGGAACCGGUCUCCUGGAGCUCCGGUAACCCCAAGUUCAUGACUGGGAAGGGGCUGGUCAUCUACCCGGAGAUUGGGGAUAAACUGGACAUUAUCUGCCCCAAGGCGGAGCCAUCCAAGCCUUACGAGUACUACAAGUUGUACCUGGUGAAGAAGGACCAGGCAGAUGCCUGCAGCACCGUCAUGGACCCCAACGUGCUGGUGACAUGCAACCGGCCGGAGCAGGAGAUCCGCUUCACCAUCAAGUUUCAGGAGUUCAGCCCCAACUACAUGGGCCUGGAAUUCAAGCGGCAGCAGGAUUACUUCAUCACAUCCACUUCCAACGGGACGCUGGAUGGCCUGGAGAACCGGGAAGGAGGGGUCUGCCAAACACGCUCCAUGAAGAUUGUCAUGAAAGUGGGGCAGGAUCCAAAUGCAGUGAUCCCGGAGCAGCUGACGACAAGUCGGCCGAGCAAGGAGUCCGACAACACCGUGAAGAUCGUCACACAGAGCCCACGCAGCAAGGUCCCCGCGGUGGAGGAGCCCGGCAAGCCGGGAUCUGUCAACCAGGACGGCCAGGAGACCCAAGGUCCCAGCGAUGGCUUCUUGAGCUCCAAGGUGGCUGUCUUUGCGGCGAUCGGCGCUGGCUGCGUCAUCUUCAUCCUCAUCAUCAUCUUCCUUGUCGUCCUCCUGAUCAAGAUCCGCAAGCGGCACCGGAAGCACACGCAGCAGCGAGCUACAGCCUUGUCCCUCAGCACCUUGGCCAGCCCGAAAUGCAGCGGGAAUGCGGGCUCCGAGCCCAGCGACAUCAUCAUCCCCUUACGGACUACAGAGAACAACUACUGCCCGCACUACGAGAAGGUGAGCGGGGACUACGGGCACCCCGUCUACAUUGUCCAGGAGAUGCCCCCCCAGAGCCCAGCCAACAUUUACUACAAGGUGUGAGGAGCAGCCUCGGCAAGCCGCCGAUGCAGGAGCACGGGAGCGCCGAGCACAGGGGGCAGCCGCCCCCAGGGUCUCCCCACGGGCGGUCUGGCGCCAGGAGGGAGGAAGCGAAAUGAACCCCACGGCACGGCGCGGGGAGCGCCAGGGUCCGGCGCUGGAGAGCGGAUGGCUCGCUCGCACCCUCGCGCGCUGAAUUCUCCCCUUUGUAUUUAGUUUUGUAGUUCUCAGCUUUUGUAAUCCCGAGACUCGAGGGUGAGCCUUCAGCAUCCUCCUCUUCUUCUCCAGGACUGCGGCCGGCCAGGGGCGGGUGCCGUGCCUUUCCACGCUCGCUUGGACACUGCAAGCAAACACAGAGACUCCACCUCCCCUUUUUCGCUUUGGGAUUUCCCUGUGUCACCCCUCUACGUCCUUGUGUGAAGUGCCCGUGCGCCUGGCGCCGCAUCGGCCGCCGCUCGGGUCCCGGAGCCUGGACCGGCGGCGAGGAGCCUCUGUCCGAGGAGGAGCGAGCAGCUGUGUGUGGGGAGGAGGAGGAUGCUUUGCCUAGGUGCCAAGAUGCAGACAACUGUGCAGGGAGGAAGCUGGCAAACCCGAUUUACUACUACUACUAUUAUUAUUAUUAUAAUUAUUUUAAUUUUUUUGUAACAUUUUUAUUUUUGUGAAUUCCGGGCGGGAUUCCGGCCCGCCGCCUUCGGGCCCAUGCCGUCGCCUCCUUCCAGCACGCCGUCCCUCCGGCCGCGGGGCAGACCCCGCUGCUCCCGGCGCUGCCCUUUUAAACUUUUGUGUUCAUAGCUGUUGACUCUUGUUUUAGUCUCUUUAUAAAAAGAAAGAAAGAAAAAAAAAAAUACCUAUACCAUGUCUCAAGCAUUCAGUGCGCGAGAGUCCGGGUGCUCCUCCUGUUCCAUGCGGAGCAGCAGCCUUGGCCUGGCAGCUCUUCCCAACGCCCUGAGGGUGUCCGACUGCAGAGAGAAGCGUUUGAUGAGGGUUUCCAUCAGGCUGGGGCAGAGCCUGCUGGAAGCAGAGUAGGGGGCAGCUGGAGACCAGGGGGUAGCUGCAGCCCCUGGUCCCGUCCCCCCACUGGUGAUGCUGUGGGUGGCUGUUCUUGGAAAGGAAAACUGGAAAACAAACGUUCCUGACCCACCGGUGGUGCUGGGGAGGCUGGGAGUGCCAGGAGGAGGCUGGUGCUUGGCACUGGAAGCCCCAUGGAGGGGUAACACGGGUGGCUGUAGCCCCAGACUUACCUUGCUGGGAGCUGAGCCGAUGGCUCCUGACCAAGCCUGGUUUACCAUGGGAACCCAGUGCCCCUUUGUGGGACCUGCCUUUGGGGACAGUACCCUGCAGCACCAGCCCCUGCCUGCCAUGCUCCCCACAUGGGAGCAUCACCAGCCCUUGCUCGCUCUGCCCUUGCCUUGGCCUUCUCUUGUCCAGAACUGGAAGGGUUGAGCCUUGGGCUCUUCUGGUGGAAUCAUUCCCAGCUUCAUCUUCCCAGGAGGACCUGCCAGCUCUGUGGCUGAUGCUGGCGAGCAACACGGGGCAGGUGGUGCACAGCCACCCCCCUGUCCGCAGCCUGUCCAGCUUGGGGGCGGGCGGCCACCCCCUUCUCCUUCCUUGCUUUCUUUUCCUUUCAGAAGUAGCUGCUUUUGCUCAGGGAGUGAGCGUGGGGCAGGCGGUGCUGCUCCCAGGGCAGCGGGCUUGCGGUGGCUCCAGGCCUGGUUUGUCCUUGCCUGUCCCCAGGGCCCCGAAACCCGUGUUAGGAAGUGCCCAUAGAGCGAGAGAGCUGCUCUGCAAAAGUGCCUUGACGAGGAGCGGGCAGGGGUGGCAGGAGGGGCAGAGCAGCGGAUGGGAAACCCAGCGGCUCGAUGCUGUGCUGGGGAUUUAGCUGCGGUCCUGAGUGGGACUGGAGCAUCCCGCAGUGUUGUGGUGUUGGUUGUUGUUCUGUUAAAGGCAGGAGGCUGGGCUGGAGCAGAGCAGGCUGCCCCUGCUCUCCUCCUGCACUCAGCAUCCAGCGGCGAGGAUGGCUUCUAGGGCCCUAAAAUGGCUACUGCCCUCGGGAGAGAAGAGCCAUAGCGGGUGCUCCCCUGAGCCUGGCCCUGCUCCCUGGUCCCUCCAUGUAGCACCUUUUAGCCCCUCUCCCCCACUGCAUCCAUGCCAGCACUGUCUGCCCUCGGCUGCUGCUGAAGGGCUGGGGCCACCACAGCUGGGACCCCCCAGUCCCUGCUGGAGUGGGGUCUGCCCUCAGAAAUCACAGCAAAUUGUGUCUUAAAGAAAAUCCCCCUUUCCCUCACUGGUGCCCUUUCCCAUCUGCUGCGUGGUGACCUGUGGUUCCUGAUGUGGGCAGUGGCGGUGGUGGAUCAGGAGGGAGCAGUGGCUGGUGUGGAGGAGGUAUUUGGGGGAUGAUUUAGUUUUGAUUCGUUUUGGAGGAGAAGGGAAUGAGUCUGGCCACAGUUGUGCCAAAAGCAAAGUGAUGGUGGCUCUUACCUGGCUCAGUGCUGUCCCCAGCCAGGCUGCAGCUCAGCAGCCCCAUCACCUCCAUUCCUGUUGCUGGGGGCAGCUGAGAAACCUUGUAAAUAUGUGAAGAAAGGGUGAAAUCUGAACUCUUGGUUUUUGCUGAGCACCUCGGUCUGCUGGGUCCUGAAAUGGAGUGUGUCCCUUUGGUUCUUUUCAUUGAAAGCAUUGAAGUUUGGUUGGUUUCUUUUCUUUUUUUUUUUUUUUUUUUUGUCUUGCUUUGUUUGUGUAAAUACUAGUCUUUUUUGGAAGAAAUAAUGUAAAGAUGUUUUGUAUAAACUCUGAAUUAUUUUCUGGUUGCUUUUUCUUAGAAAAAAAAACAAAGGAGAACUAAAAAGAAAAAAAAAAAAAGAAAAAAGAAACAAGAAAAAGUAAUUUUAACCACGAGAACGGGUGUAAAACAUUGUCAUACUGCGCUCAGCCCCGGGCUGCCCGCGGGCUGUGCUGGUGUGCGAGUGCUUGGUCCCCUGGGAUACAGCAGAGAGCGUGGCUGCUCCUGCCCUGGUUCCUGGGACAGCCCCAGCACCCAUGGCAGGGUCAGACCUGGCUCAUCCCCAGCUUGUUUCUGGCUGUCCUGGGUCCAGGCAGAGCUGCAGCCCCAGGCAGGAGACUUGGCAACACCAGGUGAACUAAAGGAGCACCAAAUUUAUCUCAUUUUUUGUCUUAAACCAAAAAAGCCCGAACCUCAGGAUGUGGAACUCAGUGCAGCAUCCUGAGAUCCUGAUCUGCUGUUCCAGACCCGUGCAGCUGCUCUUGUUGCAGAUCCUUUUCCCCAACUAUCCCUAUUUUCCAGUUGCCAGCUGCAAGCACACCACAGCCCAAUCUCUGCUUGGUGCCUGGGCUGGGGUGGCUUCUUCCUCUUCAGCAGAGCCCAUGUUUUGCACGGGACAGUGCCAAGGGUGCUUGCGCUCGGGGAGGUGUCCAUGGCCAUGAAAGCCAUUUCUGGUGUCAUCGGCAUGCUGGCAUUUCCCUAGGGGCAGCCAGAAGGCAGCAGGGAGCUCCUGCAGUCCCACUUCCUCAUUGGAAUGCCUGUGAAUCUGCAUUAUAGGAGAGUGAGGCGGUUUGGAGCGGGGUUGGUACCUCCUAUCCUCUUGUCCUCCCUCUGGGCUGCACCGCGCACCAGCACACCCCCACCGCGCACUCCCACAUUUCAGAGCUGUGACCACAUCUACAUCCCAUGCCGUUGCAUCCGUGCCCUCACCGUGGUCCUGCAUCCCAAUGGGGGCAAAGUCCCAACGUUCCCGGGCAGCCCUGCAUCGCGCCAUCCACCAUCCGUGGGGCUGCUGCCUUUGCCAUGGUGCCGGCACCACUGGAGCAUCCAGGCUGACACAUUUUCCCUGUCCAUCCUCUGCUGCCGUUAGUCGAGAGGUGGAUUUGAACUUGGAGCUCAGGUGUGGCCGGGCCCACUGCUGGUGCAGGGCAUGCAGGACUGGGGCAUUGGCCCAGGGCUGGGAAUGCCACUGGCGAGCAGCAGGAGCGAUUUGGGUACCACAUGGCUUGGCCAUGAAGGGGGACGCCGGGGCUUUGGCUGUGUGGCCAUGGCCCAGAGGAGAUGAGGACCCUCUGUGCCAGAACCUACCUGGGGGAUGGCUGGUCCCCAAGCUGCCUGCAGGGGCCAUGUCCCAGAGCAGGGCUCGGCAGUCCCGCCUGGUUGAUUGUCCUUGGCUCCCGGUGGGUCCCAGUGGCCACGCUCCCGGCUCUGCAGAGUUUUCUUUCUUCGUGUCAUGUUCCUCUUUUUGAUUCCUUCCACCUUCUCUCCAGCUCUCCCGCCCAGUAGCAUAUCAUCGGCAUCGGUAACCAGCUCUGUGGCAUCUGAACUCCAUGGAGCCGUGAUGGAACCUGAUAUAUUGUUAAAUAAAAGGGUUUUUUUCCUAUGGAAA